UGGAAACUGCGAACUGAGCAAAACGACCAAACCCAAGGGUCCAACAAGUACGACUCGGCAUUAUAAUACAUCAUCAACCAGGAGCCCAAGGAUGCAGGAAGUCAGAACAUUCAUCCAUGAAGCGACCAGCGCCUUUAAUAGUAAAGACAGAGAUGGGAUCACUCAACUGAUCGCGCUCGAGGAAGCCGAUCCGAGGCUAGCAAAACUCCAAGAGGCACUAUACAAGAUGACUGAGGAGGCAAUACGAUCUACAGUUCAAAAUGAUAUGAAGAACGGACCGAGGCCUCUGAAAGAUUUUAUCACAAACUAUUUAUUGUUUUCAAUAUCUUCUGCACUGGUGACAUCGUCCAUGGUCGACGUUUAUGAGCAGCUUUCGACGUGCUACGGAAACUUUCUAUCUCUCUAUGCGGCAUCGGAUGCCCAAUGGCUAACGCCCCUCCUUAUAAAUCUUUCGAGUUCUUUGGUCACUUGGGCUGUCUAUGCAGAUGAAGAGAAACCAAAAGCCAAGGAGCUGAAGAUCAGCGAUGCUGCAGCAAAGCAUCUUUCAAAGGCUUUUAAUAUUGUCAUCAGCGACAAAGUGCCCAAUGCAUUAAAGGAUUCCAAGAAGAUGGCGCUUUACUACUUGGCUAAUCUGACGUUCCGCGUGUAUUUCAAGCUGCGGUCCACGCGCCUCAUCCCCACCAUGAUCGCCAAUAUUUCCAAAGCAGGCGUCGAUCUAUCAAGCUACCCGAUGAGCCAACAAGUCACCCACCGAUACUACCUGGGUCGUUACUAUCUUUACCAGCUCGAUCUUCGCCGUGCGGAGCGGGAGUUAGCAUUUGCCUUCAGGAACUCUCCAGACUUUGGAGAUGACGAGAGCGAUAACGGCAUCAUAUACAACAACAGUCGACUCAUUUUGAUCUAUCUCACUUCUUGUCGACUUUGCCUCGGUCGUAUGCCCGCCAUGCAAUUACUGGAAGCGUACAAUCUGUUACCAUUUUUUGCACCGCUCAUGACCGCUGUGAAGCUUGGAAACCUGGCCCUCCUAGAUCAGACGCUGAGCUCGCCGGACUUCAUGAUGUGGUUUGUCAAGAAGGAGAUAUUUUUUUUGCUGAAGGAGAAGCUGACGGUUCUCUGCUGGCGAUCACUCAUCCGGAGAGUAUGGCUUGCGUCUCAACACCCACCGGAGCCACCACAGUUGCGUGUUCAGCUGGAGGUGCUCUUCAAUGUCGUGUUGGAGCUCAUCAAGGACUCGACGUACGACAUAUACAACAUAUUUGAUAUUGAGUGCAUUACAGCGUCGCUCUUGGAUCAGGGCUAUAUCAAGGGCUACAUCCAUUCGCAAAAAAAAAUCCUUGUCCUCAGCAAAACUAAUCCGUUUCCAAUUGUUUAUACCGUCGAAGUCAUGGAAGAGGUCCUGUAAAACUUUUUUAUUCAAAGUUGCUGCCGACAUAGGUCAUACCUAAAAAUUUGUUAAUAUGGUGUCAGAUCUUAACUCUUCCAGCUAGCAACCAUAAUUCUUGAAAAAGUCCUUUCUCGCUAGCGGGCGACAUACAUGUGGUUCGUUUGUUGUUGUUGUUGUUUUACUACCAGUGCGCUUCUCUUGAUUAGUAGAAACAA
Gamsiella multidivaricata is the source of this 1599-nucleotide messenger RNA. RefSeq lists its product as uncharacterized. The record is from RefSeq and is a predicted model, not a curated record. The coding region runs from base 92 to 1402 and encodes 436 amino acids. Lineage: Eukaryota; Fungi; Mortierellomycota; Mortierellomycetes; Mortierellales; Mortierellaceae. Gene Ontology annotation, molecular function: RNA binding; double-stranded DNA binding. The transcript is spliced from 7 exons. Gene Ontology annotation, cellular component: transcription export complex 2. Gene Ontology annotation, biological process: post-transcriptional tethering of RNA polymerase II gene DNA at nuclear periphery; poly(A)+ mRNA export from nucleus; transcription elongation by RNA polymerase II.